UGUUCAUUAUAUAAUCGUUCUUCAAUGCUUUGGUAUCCCCCUCCCCCCGCGCGCCGCCUCGAUUUUUCCCCUUUCUAACGAGUUAUGUUACAAACUACAAGCUAGGGAUUCUCCCACGUCUCCGUUCUCUCAGUAAACGAAACAAUGGCACCGCAAAAAGAUCUCCCUGGCUUCUAUUUCGACCCGGACAAGAAUCGAUAUUUUCCUAUCAAAGGUCCACUUCCGGGAUCGAAACGCGCUCGCCCUUUCUCGUCCAUCUCUUCUCCACCAGAGGAACGCUCGGGUUCGGGCAGGAGACAUCAUGUGCAUUCGGCAAGGUGGAAAAAGUUAAUGGAAUCUUCCAAGUUGCUUCAAUCUAGGGAGAUAAAUGGUGGACUUCUGAUUUCUAGAAAAGGUCUAUAUAGCUUUCAGGAAGAGUACCAGAAGUUGCUCGCCUCUCAUCCAGAGGUAUGGAAGUACCAUAACACAAACUUUGUUUCUGAUUCUGCACUUGAAGAAAUGCAUGGAGUUGUUCAAACAUUGCAAGGUUUAAAAGAAACACAUCUUCUAGCAAUGGGUGGUAUUAAUUCCUCGAUAAGUCUGUAUGAAAUAAAAAAUGUUCGACAACGCUGUGAUUAUGGGCCCAACUACAUGCCGGCACCAGUUUGGCCCUCUCCUAGAGACUUUCAUGAUGGUGCACCUGGGAUCUUUUCAAAUUCAGCAGCAUUUACAAGUCUGUCUUCCAGCAUAUCUUGUAUUAAAAGGAUUGGAAGAAAUACUCCAAAUACAACUGAUAAUCUUUCAAACUUUCAACAUGCCUUCAGUUACUUAACAAUCGAUUACAUGGUGACCACUCUUGGUUCAGGCGUUAGUGGUGGAUCUGUUUAUGUUCUGAACCUUAGAGAGCCUUUGAAUUUUAGUGAAAAUUCUUCAGGCUUAAGUAGAAGGAUGAACAAAGUUUCAUCAAGUGAUUGUACAAUAUGGACUGCUGAUACCAGCUGUUGCAGUACAAAAGCAGCAAUUGGAACCAAUUUUGGAGUGUCUCUCAUAAAUUUAGAGUCCGGAAGUUCAUCGUUGGUGUAUCGUUGUAGAAGUGAUGUUCUCUCGCAACAAUUUGACCUUUCUGGAAAUAUUUUGUUAUGUGGUAUUAGAAAUGGAACAAUUGUUGCAAUUGAUGUUAGACAAAGGCAACCAAAAUGUUUUGAGGUUUCAGCUAGACUUACAUCAAGGAUACACUAUCCACGUAAAAAGCCUAGGAGAAGUUCAAACUCUUCCAAUGCUGCAUUCAUGUCCUCCGCUGUCUGCAGUGUCGUAGCACUUCAAUCUGAUGAACAGUAUUUCUUUGGCAGUUCCAUGGAUGGAUCGAUCAAACUCUUUGAUCGUCGUUUUCUUAAAAGAGAUAUCCAAUCUUAUGAGGGUCAUAUGAAUUCUCACAGCCAGCUGCAACUUGGUGUCAAUCCAUCCGAAACAUUCCUGCUGUCAGGUGGGCAAGACUGCUUUGUGAGAAUCUGGAGUAUCAAAACCAGCAAGCUGAUCUUCGAAGAGAACGUCUCCAAUUGCAUAUUUCCUACGGUUUGCUGGCCAUAUUAUGGAGACUUUUCAUAUGGUUAUGAUGAAUUUCUUAAGCAUGGUGAGAACCCGUAUGAGUCCACCUGUAGCUGGGGGGUGUGGCUGGGUUCACGUGAAGGGCUUCAUUACAUGCGAGGUACCACCUGAUUCUUCUUCUUCUUCAGGCAAUGUAGUUGCCACCAUUUUUUGAUUACUUGUAGCCUGUGCUUGUUCAUUGCUUGUUCUUCAAAUUAUUUAAAUUAAGAUAUAUCACGAGAGUUUUGAGCUUUUAUUUUAUUUGCAUGUAGAAGAUUGUAGUGUCUGAUGUGUAAUAAUGAGGUUUUAUUGUGUAAAAUAUUCUAAAUAGAGAAGAUUUCAAUUACAUAGAAGUAAAUGAGCUAAUAUUUUGUUUUUA
Messenger RNA from Dendrobium catenatum, 1942 nucleotides. RefSeq lists its product as uncharacterized. The transcript has 14 exons. NCBI's taxonomy places the organism in Eukaryota, Viridiplantae, Streptophyta, Magnoliopsida, Asparagales, Orchidaceae. The coding region runs from base 145 to 1695 and encodes 516 amino acids. Gene Ontology annotation, molecular function: protein binding. The record is from RefSeq and is a predicted model, not a curated record.